Molecule: messenger RNA, 585 nt
Organism: Solanum dulcamara
Lineage: Eukaryota; Viridiplantae; Streptophyta; Magnoliopsida; Solanales; Solanaceae
Product: rho GDP-dissociation inhibitor 1-like
Exons: 5
Coding region: 1-585 (194 amino acids)
Biological process (GO): Rho protein signal transduction
Cellular component (GO): cytoplasm; membrane; cytosol
Molecular function (GO): Rho GDP-dissociation inhibitor activity; protein binding
Source: RefSeq, a predicted model, not a curated record
AUGUCAGCUAUUGUUGAACCAAUCUCACCAAACAAGGCCUUGACCAUGAACACAAUGAUGGAUGAAAAUGUUGAACAAAAAAAGAUGAAAAUGCAGGAUGAUGAAAGUUUGAGGGAGGAGCAACUUCUUGAGAGUGAUCAUGGCUCUUCAGAAGGAGAGAAUGAAUUAGAACCAAAAGUACAAGAACCAAAAUUAUACAUAAUUUGUCCUGGAAGACCAGAUUUAGAGCUAUCUGAGCCCUUCUUUUCCACACCUAAAGAAUGCCUUUUCACUCUCAAGGAAGCAAGUAGAUACAAACUCAAAUUUUCAUUUAUUGUCUCCAACAAUGUUGUCUAUGGUUUCAAAUACAUCAACACUACCUGGAAAGCUGGUGUAAGAGUUGAUAAGUCUCAAGUGAUGCUUGGAAGUUUUGAACCUCGAAAAGAGCCAUAUGUAUAUGAAUUAGAAGAAGAUGUAACACCUUCUGGUGUCUUUGCAAGGGGUUUAUAUACUACAAGAACACAGGUUAUAGAUGAAAAAGAAAGAUGCUAUGUGGAUAUCAAGUACUACUUUGACAUUCAAAGGCAAUGGCCUGAAAGCUCCUAA